AUGCCGAGUUUUGAUCCACAGUUACCUGUGAAUCAUGCACAUUCUUUAGAGGGCAGGCCUGCCAACUCUUAUAUUGUUUCUGAUUUUGGGGUAUUUGAUCAAUCUUUUCCAUUUCGCUUAGCGAAUGCCAUUGAUCUGACUGCAAGCACAGUUUCCAAUCUAGUGAAAGGCAGUACCGGAAUUGCGUCUGUUGAUAAGGUAGAGUCUCAGAGGAGAUUGUUGGAGGAAGAAGGUCAACGAUCGAGCGAAGUUUCUGUGUCUAGUGUUAACACUGAGAAUUCAGCAGAAUCUGAAAUGGCGGAUACUAGUCCCCGGACAGACUCGGGGGAUGCUGACACAGAUGAGAAAAGUCAGAGGUUUGAUAGAGCCCUUUCGACAAACCUUGCCGCUUCUGAUUCCAGUGAUAGAUCAAAAGAUAAAAUGGAUCAAAAGACACUACGCAGACUUGCUCAAAAUCGAGAAGCUGCAAGAAAAAGCCGGCUUAGGAAGAAAGCAUAUGUGCAACAGCUGGAAAGUAGCCGCUUGAAGUUGACCCAAUUAGAACAGGAGCUUCAAAGAGCGCGUCAACAGGGGAUCUUUAUUUCAAGCUCAGGAGAUCAAGCUCAUUCAAUGGGUGGAAACGGGGCCAUGGCAUUUGACGUAGAGUAUGCACGAUGGCUGGAAGAGCAAAAUCGACAAAUAAAUGAGCUGCGAGCAGCAGUAAACUCUCAUGCUGGAGAUACAGAACUUCGCAUUAUCAUCGAUGGUAUAAUGGCUCACUAUGAUGAAAUUUUUAGGCUGAAGAGCAAUGCAGCCAAGGCUGAUGUUUUCCAUUUGCUGUCUGGCAUGUGGAAGACGCCUGCUGAGAGGUGUUUUCUGUGGCUUGGCGGGUUCCGUUCAUCUGAACUCCUAAAGCUGUUAGUGAAUCAAUUGGAGCCUUUGACAGAGCAACAGUUGGUAGGAAUUACCAACUUGCAGCAAUCUUCCCAACAGGCUGAAGACGCUUUAUCACAGGGGAUGGAGGCAUUGCAGCAAUCCCUGGCUGAAACAUUGUCCAGCGGUUCUCUAGGCUCCUCUGGUACAUCUGGAAAUGUGGCGAACUACAUGGGUCAGAUGGCCAUGGCCAUGGGAAAGCUUGGGACCCUCGAGGGGUUCAUUCGCCAGGCUGACAACUUACGGCAGCAGACGCUACAGCAGAUGCACAGAAUAUUAACAACCCGCCAGUCGGCCAGGGCACUGCUGGCCAUCCAUGAUUACUUUUCUCGAUUACGAGCUCUUAGUUCCCUUUGGCUUGCCAGACCAAGAGAAUAG
Molecule: messenger RNA, 1290 nt
Organism: Linum trigynum
Lineage: Eukaryota; Viridiplantae; Streptophyta; Magnoliopsida; Malpighiales; Linaceae
Source: the annotation of a GenBank genome assembly